UACGUACACACUACUUCCUGCUCAGACAACCUUACAACCACAAGAGGAGCUAGACGGGAACGUUAGAAAGUAGAAGAUAUAACUUAAGUUAAUUCUAGGCCCUUUUACCUCAUAUGACGAGAAUCGGACCAAAUUUUGGGUAGCUAACAUACGGAUCUAGGUUGGACCUGCGUAGUUUUUAAAGAUUUUUCAUCGUAAGCUGUGAAAAAGAGUAAAAGGCGAGAGUAUGGCGACCGACGAAUUGGCACAGAAGUUGGCCCGCCGAGAUCGGAUAAACGAAGGGGAUGAGCAGGGGGACUCGCGCCGCGUGCAGGUGUUCAACGUGUACACAGAAUUCAAGGAGUUCACCAGGAAACAAAUCAAAGAGUUCGAGAAAGUGUUCAAAAAGUACGACACCGGUGGCGAUAACUUCAUCGACAUGAUGGAGUUGAAGUACAUGAUGGAGAAGCUGGAAGCUCCUCAGACUCACUUGGGUCUCAAGGCAAUGAUGAAGGAAGCAGACGAGGAUUUGGAUGACAUGAUCAGUUUCAGGGAGUUUCUACUAAUCUUCAGGAAGGCAGCAGCGGGUGAAUUGAUGGAAGAUAGCGGUUUAAAUCUACUAGCCCAGCUCUCAGAGAUCGACGUUGACGAAGAAGGUGUCAGUGGGGCCAAGAACUUCUUUGAAGCCAAGAUCGCAGUACAGACGCAAGAAGGCAAAUUCCAUCAAGAGAUUCUGGAUGAACAAGAAGAGAGGAGGCAAGAAGCCGAAGUGAAAAAGGUCAGGCAACAGCAGUUCAGAGAAAAGGCCGCCCUCUUUAAUUCGUCAUGAGAUAAUGCCGGCUGACGGAAAACAAUCAAGGGAUACAAGAAGCAGAGAGCCAUAUUAACAUGGGAGACUGUAUCGAACCUGGGUACUAAUUUUCGGUUGUUAGAAACUGCAAUUUUUGAAAUUAUUAUGGUUGUCUUUCCAUAUUUCGUUGAAGAAUCAGGGAGAGAGAAAAACAAAUACACACCCCGGACUGCCUACUUUACCCUUGUUUUCUAUUCAGCCUCUCCUGUGCAAAUUUUCAAUACCUUAAGGGGACCGUUUAUCAAAAAGUACAAUUAAUCCUGCUUUAGUGACCUUCUAUACAGUACAUCCCAGAAAAAACGAAACCAAGAAUUAUCUAUGUUUUAGCAUAACUAAAGCCUUGGUUACAAAUGCCAAUUUGAACUGUUACGAACGCCAUACGAACGUU
Strongylocentrotus purpuratus (purple sea urchin) is the source of this 1217-nucleotide messenger RNA. RefSeq names its product EF-hand domain-containing protein D2-like. Lineage: Eukaryota; Metazoa; Echinodermata; Echinoidea; Camarodonta; Strongylocentrotidae. The transcript has 4 exons. The coding region runs from base 227 to 808 and encodes 193 amino acids. The record is from RefSeq and is a predicted model, not a curated record. Gene Ontology annotation, molecular function: calcium ion binding.